Molecule: messenger RNA, 268 nt
Organism: Staurois parvus
Lineage: Eukaryota; Metazoa; Chordata; Amphibia; Anura; Ranidae
Source: the annotation of a GenBank genome assembly
CCAGGGGCGGACUGACCAUUUGGAAACUCAGGGCACUGCCCGAGGGCCUGGGGUCAGUAGGGGGCCCCAUGAGAUGCCCUUGGUACCUUUUUCAUAGGCUUUUUUGCGUUUAGGCAAGGACACAGGGUCCCCAUGAUUCCCUAUUGCCCGGGGCCCCAUGAGUUGUCAGUCCACCCCUGCACAUUACUACUACCCGCUUAUUGCCGCAUCAUCAGUACCCAUCAGUACAGACUAUAAGUACCCAUCACUUCAGCUUCAUCAGUGCCCA